AUGGCCUCCCCCGUGAGAUCUGGCGCUGAUGCGCCUCCGGGGAGCUCCCCGUCCCCGCCUCUGGUGACGCCGGGCUCCAACGCCUCGGCCUCCUUCUCCAGCAACGGCGGCAUUGAGCCUGCCCCUGGAUCCGGCGACAUCUGGCGUGAUCCGGCCGUCGGCGCCUCCCUCCUCCACACGGAAGGGCACCGUGUUGGCCUCGGCGUGGUUGCCGCCAGCGAGCGAGGAGAGGCAAGACGCGGUGCCCGUCCGUCAGAUGCCAAGCGUCUCAUCGGCAGGAGGUUCUCUGAUGCCUCUGUCCAGAGCGAUAUCAAGCUGUGGCCCUUCAAGGUCAUUUCUGGGCCUGGUGAGAAGCCAAUGAUUGUUGUCCAGCACAAGGGUGAGGAGAAGCAGUUUGCAGCUGAAGAGAUCUCCGCUAUGGUUCUCAUCAAGAUGCGUGAGAUCGCUGAAGCUUACCUUGGCAGCACGAUCAAGAAUGCUGUUGUGACAGUCCCUGCCUACUUCAACGGCUCACAGAGGCAGGCCACAAAGGAUGCUGGGGUGAUUGCUGGCCUCAAUGUGCUGCGUAUCAUCAACGAGCCAACUGCUGCUGCUAUUGCCUAUGGUCUUGACAAGAAGGCUACCAGUGUUGGCGAGAAGAAUGUCCUCAUCUUUGACCUUGGAUGUGGUACCUUCGAUGUCUCCCUCCUCACCGUUGAGGAAGGUAUCUUUGAGGUCAAGGCCACAGCUGGUGACACCCAUCUGGGUGGUGAGGACUUUGACAACAGGAUGGUCAACCACUUCGUCCAGGAGUUAGAGGAAGAACAAGAAGGAUAUCACUGGCAACCCGAGGGCUCUCUGAGGACUGCUUGUGAGAGGGCGAAGAGGACUGAAAUAUGCUGA
Miscanthus lutarioriparius is the source of this 882-nucleotide messenger RNA. The record is from the annotation of a GenBank genome assembly. NCBI's taxonomy places the organism in Eukaryota, Viridiplantae, Streptophyta, Magnoliopsida, Poales, Poaceae.